Messenger RNA from Closterium sp. Naga37s-1, 3012 nucleotides. NCBI's taxonomy places the organism in Eukaryota, Viridiplantae, Streptophyta, Zygnematophyceae, Desmidiales, Closteriaceae. The record is from the annotation of a GenBank genome assembly.
AUGAUGGAAUCCACAACCACUGAUGCCGCACCACGUGUGCAGAUCUACCCGCAGCACACCGACUGCGUCUCGGAUUUCAUGCGAGCACCCGCUCCUCCCCCCUCGCCUCUCAUCUCUCGUCUCUGCCUGUGCGCAUGCGUGCGUGGGUGCCUGCGUGCAUGCGCGAAUGUGUGCACGUGUGCGUGUGUGAGCCAUGGUCGGGGCAAGGCAGGCAAGUACGAGAGGGAGGCGCGGCGCUACUGGGAUCUCUUCUAUAAGCGCAACGGCGAGCGGGUGAGCGCGUGCCACGUGGCACACAGCCACACCCGCUGCCGCCACCACUGCGCUCGCCUCGUGUCGCCGCAGCACUGCAUCCUUCCCCCCCUCCUCACUGCCUUCCCCCCCACUGCCAAAGCCCCCCUCGCUCCCUACUCUGCGUUGCUCAGUCCGUUUCUUCCUUUCCCCCUUCCCCCCGGCUCAUCCCUCCCCCUCGCCCCCCGGACUCCCUCACCCCCCUCCUCCCCCGGACUCCCUCAUCCCCCCCCGCCCCGUGCGCCGCGCCAGUUCUUCAAGGACCGCCACUACCUGCACCACGAGUGGGCGCUCUUCCUCCGCGGGGACACGGAGGCGGGAGGAGCGGCGGAGGUCGGGGCAGAGGGGGGGACAGAGGGGAGGGCAGAGGGAGGGGGAGGGGAGGCUGGGGACGGGGAUGCAGGCGCAGGAGCGGGGAUCGCAGGAGGCGGUGAUGGGUGUGGCGGCGGCAGGGGGGGGUCCUCCCCCCAUUCGCCUGUGCCUUGCUGCCCUUCCACCUUCCCGCGCCACUCCUCUCCCCUCACCGCCAAUGCAACCCCUACCCCUCACCCAACGCCCUCUCAUCCCCUUGUGCUUCCCCCCUCCUCCUCUUGCUCCCCCUAUUCCCCCUGCAUUUGCCCAAUCCCACCCCCAUAUUCCCCUAUUCCCCCUGUCCUCCGCCAUCCCCCCUUUGCCUCCUCUGUCCUCCGCCAUCCCCCCUGUGCCUCCCCUGUCCUCCGCCAUCCCCCUCAGGUGGGGUGUGGGGCGGGCAACACGGUGUUCCCGCUGCUCGCGGACGACCCGCACCUCUUCGCCCUCGCCUGCGACUUCUCCUCACGGGCAGUCGCCCUCGUCACCGUGCGUGGGGGUGUGGGGAUGGGUGGACAUAGUGGUGGGAAGGGGGAGGUGUGGGUUCAUGGAGGUGUGAGCGUGUGGUGCUGGCAUGUUGCUCUGCUGCUUACUUGCACGCUGUGUGCACUGAUGGCGGCACCCUCACGGCCAGCCUCUCUGUGUCGCUCCCUCGCUCUCCCUCUGCAUGGCAGUGAGCACUACGACCCGCACAGGCUGAGAGCAUUCGUGGCGGACAUCACAGCUGACCCCCUCGCCACUGCCAUCACCACCGCCAGCAGUAGCAGCAACGACGGCAGCAGUGGUGGGGGGGGAUGCACGAGCUGCCUGCCGCAGUGCCCUGCAGUGUGCCCGCCAUCUCAAGUGGAUGUGGUUACCAUGGUGUUUGUGCUAUCUGCCAUUUCACCUGAGAAGAUGCCUCUCGCUGUCGCCAACGUCGCCACUGUGCUCAAGCCAGGAGGGCAUGUAUUGGUUCGAGACUAUGCUGCCGGCGACCUGGCUCAGGAGCGGUUGAGGCGUAAGGAGCAGCGGAUCGCUGACAACUUCUAUGUGCGCGGCGAUGGCACCCGCGCAUACUACUUCACGGAGGAGGCGCUGGAAGCGCUGUUUGCGGGGGCGGGCAUGCAGUGCGUGAACAUGGGCGUGUGUGAGCGCACCGUCACCAACCGUGCACGGCAGAUCGACAUGCACAGGCGGUGGAUCCAAGCAGUCUUCCGCCUGCCCCUCGCUGCCCCUGCUUCUCCCUCUGCUCCCGCUGCUGCUGCCACUGCUGCCACUGCUGCAGAGGAUAUUGGGGCAGGAGGGAUGAGCGACAGGGAAGGAGGGGAGGAUGAGAGAAGCGGAAGUGGGAGCAGUGUUGUGCAAGGCGAGGGCAGGGGCAGGGAAGGAGUUGGUGCCACGGAGAAGAGCGGCAGGGAGGAGGGCGGCAGGGAGGAGGGCGGCACGGGCGGCAGUGACAUCACAUGUGAGGUGGACUGCAGCAGCCUCUUCCUCUCUGACCCCCCUUUAGAGGACCACGUGCUCUCCCUCGCGCACCUGCCGCUGCGCGUGCGCCUACUGUCCCGCGAGCACCAGCACACGCAAGGCAGCACGGGGCGGCUGCUGUGGGAGUCCUCCCAGGUGCUGGCAGCGCUGCUGCUCGCCCACCCCGCCCUCACCCGCCACUCCUCCGUCCUCGAGCUCGGUGCGGGCGGCGCCGCACUCUGCUCGCUCGCAGCCACCCACAGCGCGCCACGUGUCAUUGUGGCGACAGAUGGGGACGAGAACGCUCUCAGCCUGCUGCCGGGGAAUCUGGAGCUGAAUGCGGGGAGCUUUGAGACGGGCAGGAUCAAGGAGUGCCGGCUGCGGUGGGGCGAUGAGGGCGACGAGGCAGCAGUGAGGCAACUGCUUCCCUCUCAUGAUGUGAUUGGGGCGGAUCAGGGUCAAGUGCAGGAGGAGGGAGGGGGAAGCACAGCCAGUACAGAAGGGAGCGAUGCGCGCACAGCCCCUGUCGGAGGCAGCAGUAUGAAGGGAGACGAUACCGAGGCUGCUUAUACCGCAACGCAGCAGGGGAGGGGGUUUGAUGUGAUCCUGGGAGCCGACGUGGUGUAUGUGCGUGCCGCCGUGCCGCUGCUCUUCCAGUCCGCCGCCCGCCUCCUGGCACGCCGGGACGGGAGCGGGGGGCGUGUGCCGGUGCUACUGCUGUGCCACAUCACACGCCAGGUGCUCGAGCCAGAUGUGCUGGCUGCAGCGGCAGCAGCGGGGCUAGAGGUGGCGGAGGGAGAGGUGGCAGAGCGUGUUGGGGGGAGUGUGGAGCGGGCGAUGCAGGCAGCGGUGGGGACGGCGUUCCCUGGGGAAGGCAGAGAUGCCUCCCUCUUCCGCCUCCUCUGCUUCCGUGCCACUAGUUUGCCUUGA